UACUACAUCCUCACAUGACCCUUCAUCUGGAAAUACAGUGAAUGCAAGCAGACAGUUUGCAGACAUCAUCUCAGGGCAGCAAACACUUCCCUCCUGGUAUAACACAUCUAUUCAUGAUGUGCUGAAGCAUGGGACCAACUCUCAUAACAGAUGGCAAACACAGAUGGCUUUCACAAAAACGGUUUAUUCAUUUGAAGUGAAAGAAAACACAGUACCAGGAACAGUUGUGGGAAAGGUGGGAACAGUGUUUGAGGCUCUCACGCCUAUCAAAUACUCAGUGCAGGAGGAUGACGGGGAGAACCUGUUCCUCCUCAACCCGUUCUCAGGGGAGUUCCUUUUGUCCCGCAGCCUGGAUUUUGAAGCACAAAGAUUCUACAUACUCACUGUGGUGGUGCAGCAGGGGGAUUCUAAGGUGUCCAGUGUCAGGGUGUACUUCAAUGUGCUGGAUGUGAAUGCCAACCCCCCUGUUUUCAGCCAGGAUACCUUUUCUGCAUUACUGCUAGAAGACACAGUGGUUGGAACUUGCUUCCUGGCCUUGAUUGUGUCAGAUAAAGAUGAUGGCGACAAUGGAGCCUUGAAACUAACAGUGGCCGGUGGAGCUGAUGAAGGAAUGUUCUUCAUAAACAGAGCUGGUAGUUUGUGCCUGAAAACAGAGUUAGACAGAGAAAGACAGCCCUUCUACAAUCUGACUGUGACAGCCAAUGACUGUGUCCAGCCUGUGUAUUUACAGUUCACCACCACAGCAAAUGUUAUUGUGGUGGUUGGUGAUAUCAAUGACAAUGCUCCAUCGUUUAUGUCAGCCAAAACAAUCAGCAUACCAGAGGACACUGCACUUCAUUCUGUUAUAAUGACUCUGCAUGCUGAGGAUAAAGACACCGGAUCAAAUGGGGAAGUUUUAUAUUAUUUAAACAACACUUCCAGUGGCAUAUUUAGCAUCGAUAACAGGAGUGGAAAAAUAUACCUGGAGGAGGCAUUGGACAGAGAACAAGUAGAUACAAUGACUAUUACUGUUACAGUCACUGAUAAAGGGUCACCCAGGAUGGCUACCACAGGGAACAUAACGGUGCACGUAGAAGAUGUUAAUGACCAUGACCCCAAGUUCUCUCAAAGCACCUUCAGCCUGACAAUCAGAGAGGACGCCCCGAGAGGAACCAGCCUGUUUCAGGUUCAGGCUCUCGAUCGGGACAUUGGAAUAAAUGGACAAGUGCUGUACAUAUUGACUCAGACGAGUCCGUUUGUUGUGGACUCUGUUCGAGGUGUCAUCACAGUCAUGGAAAAACUGGACAGGGAGAGGAAUUCAAACUACACCCUGAUCAUAACAGCUGUAGAUCAGGGUGACAUAUACAGAUCUUCUACUGCUGCUAUCAGUCUCACAGUGUUGGAUGUCAACGACUUUGCACCUAUCUUUACUCCUCAAACACUAACCUUACAUGUAAUGGAGAAUGAGGAGGCACCCUCUCAGCUGACACAUCAGAUCUCGGCAUUGGAUGAAGAUUUAGGUAUCAACAGCCUGCUUACCUAUUUUAUACAUACAGGAAAUAGUGACGGUUUUUUCUCCGUUAUUCCCAAUGGCACGUUUCAAAUUGUACACAGCCUGGACAGAGAGAAGGAAUCCUUGUACUCCGUUACCAUCAUUGCUGUUGAUUCAGGAUUACCACCUCUAACAGGAACACUAACUCUACACGUCAUAGUGGAUGAUGUCAAUGAUAACAGUCCAGAGUUUUCGGAGGAAGUCUACAACACCAUAGUGUCCGAGGGCUGCUCCACAGGCACCGUGUUUGCCAUGAUAACAGCAUCAGACAUUGAUGAAGGUCUCAAUGGGGAAAUAAGGUAUUCCAUGGAAAACCUUGAUGUGCCUUUCGCGAUUGAAGAAACAUCUGGAGAGCUGUUAACAACCAAAGUCCUGGACAGGGAGACAGUAGCCAUUUACAGGUUGAUGGUGAUUGGCAGUGACAAGCAUCCUACUCAGCCUAUGUCAAGCUCAGUGCUGGUUACUGUGCUCAUCGGAGAUAUUAACGACCACGGGCCCCAGUUUUUGAACAGCCCAUAUGUGGCCUAUGUACCCACAGAGAUGGCUCCAGGUUCAGUUGUUUGUGCAUUAAGAGCAACUGAUGAAGAUACUGAGAUGAACGCAGAACUACAUUAUUCGUUAUAUGGACAAAGUUCAGAUCUGUUUUCCAUCCAACCCUACAGCGGCACUGUAUUCACUUCCAGUGCUCUCUGGAGAACGGAAGCUAUCGUUGUCAAUGUACAUGUGGAAGAUGCUGGAGAAAAUCCUAAAUUUGAUGUCACUACGAUCAGCAUCAGGUUUCAGAAUGCCUCUGAGUUUCCAGAGAUUAAUGUGAGUGUCAUCAGCGGUUUUCUCUCUGAGGACACGCCAGUCGGAACGUUAGUGGCAGUUGUCUCUGCAGCAAGCAUCAGAGCUGAGCCUGUCUUUUUUUAUCUAGCUUCUGGAAACUUAGAAGACAUGUUUCAUGUCGAGCAAGCGAGUGGAGUUUUGACUGUGGAGAACCCUCUGGAUUAUGAGAACAAAAAGGAGUUUACUUUGUUGGUAGAAGCACGAGACUCUGGCUCGCCUCCUUUCUCAUCAUUUGCAGAAAUUCCCAUAAACAUCAGUGAUAUAAAUGAUAACUUCCCUCACUUCACCCAAGCAGUGUACAGGUGUGAAGUCUUUGAGAACUCCCCACCAUCCUGGGUCUGUGAUGUUCUUGCCAUUGACGCUGAUUCAGGCAGCUAUGGCACAGUGCAGUACAAUAUAACAGAAGGAAACACAGAUGGUUUUUUCACAAUUGACCCUGAAAAUGGUUUAUUGAGCACCACAGCAAGUUUAGACAGAGAACAUAUCCCGGAAUUUAAUUUAACAGUUGAAGCUGCAGAGCUAAACACCCCUCUUCACAAAGACACCGUAACUGUUAUCGUUGUUGUUUUAGACAGAAAUGACAACGCACCUCGCUUUUCACAGAUUUUUCUUACCGAGGUCAUUGAGGAUUCCCCAGUUGGACACACAAUUUUACAAGUCACCUCAGCCGAUGAUGAUACUGGUGCCAAUGCAGUAAUCUAUUACUCCAUAAUUGACCAAAGUGAUGAUUUGACAUUUAAUAUUGGUUUCACUAGUGGCUUCAUCACUGUUGGAAGACUUAUGGACAGGGAGUUGAAAGAUCAUUAUAUCUUGAAAGUAAAUGCAAAUGAUUCAGCAUGGAGCAUCAGCACUGAAGUCACUAUAAUCAUUGUAGAUGUCAAUGAUAAUGAACCAGUAUUCUCUAAUCCUUUUUACAGCAUUGUACUCACUGAAACAAAAGCUAAAGAGGUGUUUGUUAUGCAGGUUUUUGCAACAGAUGCAGACAUGGGGCAGAACUGUGAGAUCGUAUAUGCUAUAGAACAUGAACAUGAGCAGUUUUGGGUGAAUGCUUCAUCUGGUGAGAUCUAUACUAAGCAACCAUUGAUGUUACAUAAUUCUGCUUUCGAAAUCUAUGAGUUUACAGUUAUUGCUUUGGAUUGCGGCAGUGUUCCUCUGUACAGCACUGCCACAGUCACAGUGAGAUUAGAGCCAUAUAACUCCUACCCACCAAUGUUUUUAGCUUUCAAGCCUCUUAUUGCUAUCCCGCAUAACAUGGCUGUUGGUACUGAGGUGGUCCAGUUAACAGCAAUAGAUCAGGAUGUCAGUAACACCAGCAUUGGUAUUGAAUAUUUUUUGGAUGGAGGUAAUGCAUCGGAUUUCUUCUGGAUCCAAGCGGACAAUGGAAAAGUAAGGUUAAAUCACUCUUUGGUUGAGAGUGUAAAUAUGUAUUACACUUUAUUAGUUAUUGCAAAAGAUCAGGGCUUCCCUUCUUUGUCAUCACAUAGUGAAAUCACUUUGGAAAUUACUGGGAGAAAUCAAUUUUCUCCAAGCUUUAGAGAGCCAGAUGUCAUUUUCUCUGUCCCUGAGGACUUGCCGACAGGAUCGGUAAUUGGGAAAAUUCUAGCAGAAGAUGGGGAUUAUGGUCCCAAUGGAGCAAUCAUGUACUGUAUUACCCCUGACCAUAAAUAUUUACCGUUCUCUGUAGGAGAAGCAUCUGGGCUGUUAAAAUUGAUCAGAGAGCUUGACUUUGAAAAAGAAAAUAUUUAUUAUCUCCAAAUCACAGCCCUGGAUGGAGGCUGGGUCUCUAAAACUGGAACGGUAAAUGUUACUGUGGUAGUUAUGGAUGUGAAUGACAAUCCUCCAGUCUUUUCAUCCUCAGAGUAUAUUACAUCAGUGCCUGAAAACUCUGAAAUUGGAACAAAUGUCCUAUUUGUGAAGACAACAGAUGCUGAUGCAGGUGCGCAGAUAGCCUACUCUUUUAUUGCUGGCCAUGUGGAUAAAUUUGCAAUUGAUUCAAAUAAUGGCACAAUCAUCACUUUGGAUGUAUUUGAUUAUGAGCAAGAGCAAAUGUUUGAUCUGACAAUCAAAGCUUUAAACAAUGGUCGUCAUACUUUAUUUAGUUUAGCACACGUUGUCAUCCACAUCUCAGAUGUUAAUGAGUAUACACCUAUAUUCAGAAAAAAAGAAUAUAACUUUUCUGUAUUUAAAAAUGCUGCCCUUGGAACUAGAAUUGGAAAAAUAACAGCUACAGAUUAUGACCAAGGCCCUGCAGGUCAGGUGUUUUACUUGAUGUUUGGUCAAAACAAACAUAUGGGCUUUGAAAUUAACAAACAAUCUGGAGAAAUAUACACAACUGGCAGUUUGAGAAAACAAGGCAACAGUCACGUAGUUUUGAAAAUUCUAGCGAAGAACUCUGGUGUUAUCACUGGCAUGGAUGAAGACGAGGCUUUGGUCCACAUCAGUGUCAUCGACACAAACGAUGCACCAGUUUUUACCUCUGAACUUUAUUUGGCCAAUGUUGAAGAAGAUAGCCCGGUUGGGACAUCUGUGAUAACUGUGAGUGCUCUAGAUGAGGACUCUAUCUUGGACUGGAAUAGUUUCUUCUUCAGUAUUGAAAAUGGAAACACAAACUUCUCUUUUGCCAUUGAUUCAUCAAGUGGUGUUAUUUCAGUAAACUCUACACUUGACAGAGAGCUGUGGCCAGUUUAUAAUCUGACUGUUACAGCCACUGAUAAUGGCUCUCCACCAUCCACUGGAACUACUAAUGUGAUUGUCACUAUUGAUGAUGUUAACGACAACACUCCCAUACUCACACUCACUGAGGCUCAAGUGAAGGAAAAUCAACCUCAAGGCACAUUAAUUGCAACUUUAAAUGCAUUUGAUUCUGAUUUGCCACCAAACCAGGGACCUUUUACUUACUGGUUGGUUAACCUUUCAACGGGUACUGCUUUUUCCCUGACUCCUGAUGGAGUUUUAUUUACCACACGGACUAUCGAUCGGGAACAAAUCUCUUCCUAUCGAGUCCUGGUGGCCGUUAGAGAUGCAGGGGUCCCCCCACUUUCAUCAACAACAAUGAUCCACAUCAAGAUCAUGGAUGAGAACGAUAACCCUUCACUGCCUAGAAAUAUCUUCAUCGAGGUGAAAUACUUUGGCAGUGCUUUCCAUGGAGGCCUGAUCGGUAACGUCCAUCCUGAAGAUCAGGAUGAGUCUGAUACAUUCUACUGCGCCAUCAAAAGUGGACAACUUAAUAUGUUUACAAUACCUAACGGCACAUGUGAGCUGAUGUCAUCUCCUUUUCAAGGUGAGGCUACAUUAAACAUCACUAUCGAGGCUACAGAUCAGCUUCACUUCCCAGUCAACAACAGCAUCUAUGUAAACUACAAAGGUUUCACUAAUGCUACUUUAGACAGCUGCAUACUAUUUUAUGUGUCAUCAUCCUCGAUGGAAGAGUUUAUGUCUAAUAAGUAUUUGCGCUUUGUGAAAGCUUUAGACAGUCUGUUUAACCUUCAGGCCUCUAAGACUCAUGUAUUUGGAAUCAAGCAUCUUGGCAGUGAGAUCCUUCUAUUGGCAGCGGCGAAAAAUUACAACGGUCAAUAUCUUAGCAAAGAGGUGGCCAGUGGUAUCUCUGUAGGUCAUAGGAGAUUACUGGAGGCUCAAAGCAAUGUGAAGAUUACUCGCAUCACAACUGAUCCAUGUCUCACCAGCCCAUGUCAAAACGGGGCAACAUGCAACAAAAACAUUUACAUCAGCCGGGAUGUUGCUGUCCUGGAAAGCUCAGCAGUCAUCUUUGUGUCACCCCAGAAAGAGAUUUUUAAUUGUACAUGUCCAUCUGGCUUCACUGGGGAAUUGUGUGAAGAGGACACUGAUGAAUGUGAAGCAAAUCCUUGCAAAAAUAAAGGCACAUGUGUGAAUACUCCAGGAAGUUUCUACUGUCACUGUCAGAGCGGUUUCUCUGGCUUGUUCUGCUCUCCUGAUGAAGACAAAUGCCUGAAAGUGAAGUGCCAAAACGGUGGAACUUGUAUUCCCACGCAGGAUGGAUAUCACUGUCGCUGUGUGCCUGGAUUUGAGGGAGAAAUGUGUGAGCAGCCAACAAACCACUGUAGGUCAGGCCCUUGUGUUGAGGGCAGCUGCACCAAUUCACAGACUGGAUUCUCUUGUCAAUGUCCCUUUGGAGUAAGUGGAGUCCAUUGCGAGGAGCACAGUUAUGGCUUUGAGGAGCUAUCCUUCAUGGAGUUUCCCCCGUUGGAUCGCAGGACAAAUUUAAUCUCUCUAGAGUUUGCAACAGUACAGAGGAAGUCUCUGCUCCUGUAUAACCAUGGAGGAUCAUCCAGCAGGGAGUUCUUUGCACUGGAGAUACUGGAUGGGGCCAUACAUCUCUCUUAUGACCUUGGCUCUGGACCUGUGAGGCUACACACAAACAAACAAGUGGCAGACGGAUAUUUCCACAGUGUCACUGCCAGGAGGAUUGGGAAUAUGGGUUCUUUGCAUGUGGACAACUGCACAGAUGAAGAGAACACUGGAUUCUGUUUUUCACAAAGUGAUGGCAGUAGCUUGAAGAGAACACUAGAUGUUGGCAGUAACAUGACGUUUGGAGGAACCAAUACUUUUGAAUCUGUUUUACUGCAUCCUGGUCAGAUUAAAACCCAUGACUUUGUUGGAUGUAUUCGUAACACUCAUGUGAAUGGCAUCUUGCUGAGACCUUCAAUGGCUCUAGCAACAUAUAACAUCCUUAAUAGGUGUCCUCGGACAACAGCAUCACCAUGUCAUAGCAACCCAUGUAAAAACGGCGGUGUGUGCCAUGACCUUUGGUCAUAUUCUAUUUGUGAGUGCAAAAGCAUUUUUACUGGAAGCAACUGUGCUAAGGAAAUGUCAGAGGAGCUUGUAUUGCGAUUUAAUGGGAAUGAAUACAUUGAGUAUGUCAUAAAGGAGAGAUUCAAGAGAGACUAUCUGCUGAAAGGAUUGCUGGAUGAUAACAAAGAGGAAAACAGCAGAGACCAAAGAGUGGUUGAAAUCAAGUUCAAGACCCAAGAAGAUGGGGUCUUAAUAUCUGUUGUUGAAAAGAUAGGAUUCUCUAUGCUAAAGAUAAAAGACAGAAGGCCUGUGUACAUUUUCAAAGAUACACUGUCAGGACACGAGUCAGAGUUCCCUCUGGACUCUCCUGUGGCUGACGGAGUGUGGCAUGUCCUCACUUUGCUCAGCAACGGACAGACUACCUUUCUGCUUCUAGAUAAUACAUCAGCCUUAAACAUCACUGAGCACAGGAUGGAUCUCUCUCCUGUUCGUGUGGAAAAGAUUAUUCUUGGUGCAGCUGUGACAGGGUUCACUGGAUGUGUGCAGUACUUCACUGUGAGCGGUUACACUCUGCCUGUCAGUGGACACAGUGAGAUGGUAGAAGUCAGGCCAAGUUCGACUCUUAUCAAACCGGGCUGCAGCCCUCCAGCUGUCUGCCUCCCCUGCUCUGAGGAGGACACAGCCAGGGGGCAUUGUCUCUCUGCACUCUGUCAAAACCGUCUGGGUGGGUGUGGACGUGCUGAGCAGAACACAUCCUGCGUCUGUCUACAUAACGUUUCUGACCAUGCCUGUGAUAUCUGCCUCUCUACAACAGAGAGCCGUAACCAAUGCCCUCAGGCCCAGGUCAGUGCGCACCUGUGGCUCCUAGCUUUGAUUCUUCCUCUGAUAUCCAUCCUUGUGAUUAUAGGAAUUUGUUUUGCCGUUUACAAAGUGAGGCGUCACAAAGCAGAGGGUCAGACUGAUAACUCGCAACAGAAAACAGAGCAAGGGACUGGCAAUGUAGUGUUUUGCUUUGACGACAACAGAACGCUCACAUAUGCAGAAAACAAGAAACAAAACGUCCCGAUAAGGGCAGAUCAGCCGAGGUUGAAAGUGGAGUUUUACAGUGAUGCAAGUUUGUCAAGUGUUCUGCCAGUGCCAAACAAUGAGCUGGAGUAUUAUGAAAUCGGCAGCAUCUGUAGUGAACUUCAUUCAGACACUGCCUCACUGACGCUCAGCUGGCACAAGCAUUUGUACAGCACAAAGUGUGUGAAAGUUGAGCCGAAGCAGAGGGGAGAUCUGAGGGGACUGUUAGCAGGAUUUAAGAAAGAACACUCCAGUGAAGAGAGGGCAACAUGUCAGACAAAGCCACAAGAUAUUGCUUUCUUAAAUAAGCAGUUGUUGACUAAGAUCGAUUUACAGUAUGCACCACUUUGUCACAAGAAGAGGUUGGAACUAGAGUUCCUGGAUCCUGUACAAUGCCUCACUCUUGAAGAAAUUAGUAAACUAAACACUCCUCAGGACAAAACAAUGUCACAUCGAGAAUCCCUGAGGUCUGGACCUACCAAGUCCCACACGUUGAUCAAUGGCUCUUCUGACAGUGAAACAGACAGCACAUUCACCUGCUCGGAGUCUGAGUGUGGACAGUUUGCAUGCAGCUUCAGACAACAAGGCAUCCUACCUGUCAGCACAUUCUUAAAGCACACCUGUCCCUCUGAUGCAGGUCAGGAUAAAGCUGAGAGUGCUCCCUCUAGUAUGUUUGAGCAAUGGGGAAAUAUUUUAAAUAUACACCUUCCUUUUAGCAGCUAUGCUCCUGUAUUUGAGGAUAUAGCAUGUCUACCUACUGACCAAAUGUAUAGCUAUGAAAUGCAAAGCGACAUAGAGGAAAUUAUUUGAUGGCCAUUAUAUAGGUGUUAACGAUGGGUCAGGGGGAAAACAUAAGUAUUUCUGCAGUAUGUUCUUCAUUUACAUUUUAGAAAAAACACAACUCAUUCAUUCAUAAUGUUAAUGAGGGUCAUCAAUGUCCUGAGUAAGUCAAACGUAUUAUUCAUAGAUUUUGUAGCUGAUUGACUGUAUUGUCUUUUUGUAGGUAGCCUGGACAUUAUUUGUUGCAUUUAUUUGUUUACAUCUCAACUGGGGACAACUGGGGAACAACAACUGGGGAACAUCAAGACGAUGUUUUGGAGAGAAAUCCCUGCUCAAUUAAAAUUAAACCAGUUGAUGAAAGAGAGA
This is a messenger RNA of Gymnodraco acuticeps, 9340 nucleotides long. RefSeq names its product protocadherin Fat 4. Gene Ontology annotation, molecular function: cadherin binding; calcium ion binding. Gene Ontology annotation, cellular component: plasma membrane; catenin complex. Gene Ontology annotation, biological process: homophilic cell-cell adhesion. The transcript has 15 exons. Bases 164 to 9004 code for a protein of 2946 amino acids. The record is from RefSeq and is a predicted model, not a curated record. Lineage: Eukaryota; Metazoa; Chordata; Actinopteri; Perciformes; Bathydraconidae.